Xyrauchen texanus (razorback sucker) is the source of this 3404-nucleotide messenger RNA. Its product is annotated as cadherin-13-like. Gene Ontology annotation, molecular function: calcium ion binding; cadherin binding. The record is from RefSeq and is a predicted model, not a curated record. Gene Ontology annotation, cellular component: catenin complex; adherens junction; plasma membrane. The transcript is spliced from 14 exons. Gene Ontology annotation, biological process: cell-cell junction assembly; sprouting angiogenesis; calcium-dependent cell-cell adhesion. The coding region runs from base 103 to 2253 and encodes 716 amino acids. Lineage: Eukaryota; Metazoa; Chordata; Actinopteri; Cypriniformes; Catostomidae.
AGCUCGAGGCAGAGGGGCUUUACUCUCGCGACUCUGGAAUUAUGAACAGAGCUGGUCCGACCAGCACCUUGAUUUGAACGUUAUUCCCAGUGAUCUGAGACCAUGGAGUUCGGAACCCGCAUUUUCAUCGCAUUCCUCGUUUCCCAGGCUGUGUGCAUUAGAGCACAAGAAGAGGAAGACAAAAUUGACUGUAUACCAGGAUUUCAAGAGAAAGAAUACAGAGUGGAGUACAAUGGAGGGUUCCUCAAAGAUGUUCCUUUGCUGCAAGUGGUGCUCGAUGACUGUGCAGGAAACAAGAAUGUGGAGCUUGAAGUGUCAAACCCAGACUUCUUAAUAGACGAGAACCUCAAUCUGGUUCCAAGACGAGACGUGAUUGACAGUGGAGAUGUCAUGUUUAUUCAUGGUGUCAACAAGCAUGUUGAUGACAUGGCACAUGUGACCAUUAUAGGAGCGCCACCCAGAUCUCCUCAGACACUCAGGGAGAUCCUGGGUCUAUCAGACAUGAUGCCAUACAGGUCUAAAAGAUCCUUGUUGGUGCCCCCCAUGUUUGUCCCAGAGAACCAGCGAGCCCCUUUCCCCAGGUCUAUUGGAAAGGUGAUAUCAUCUGACAUGAAGGAAGACCACAUCUUCCGUCUGACAGGAAGGGGAGCGGAUCAAGAUCCAAAGGGCGUGUUCAGCAUUAACCGACUGACGGGAGAGGUGGCGGUUAGUCGAGCAUUGGACCGAGAGGCCAUUGCGUACUAUCAUCUCCAGGUAUCUACCACUGACCUAAGUGGUAAGCUGGUAGAGGGACCAGUGGACCUGGAUGUGUCUGUUAUUGACCAGAAUGAUAACAGACCGGUCUUCAAAGAGCCACGGUACUCUGGGGAAGUCCUGGAGGGCUCUCCCACAGGCACAACUGUGAUGACAAUGACGGCAUACGAUGCGGAUGAUCCUAACACUGACAAUGCUGUGCUGCGCUACAUCAUCAUGAGACAGUCACCUGAUAAACCUUCACCCAAUAUGUUCUACAUUGACCCAGAGAGGGGCGACAUUGUCACUGUGAUCUCACCCAACCUGCUCGAUAGAGAGACUCUCCCGACCACGCAGUAUGAGCUGGAGAUUGUGGCCAAGGACAUGGCAGGAAGUGAAGUGGGACUGACAGGAACUGCAACAGCUACCAUCACCAUCACAGACAGGAAUGACCACGCACCUGAGUUUACCCACUCAUUGUUCCAGGCUUCAGUAAACGAGGGCUCCACUGGGGUGGUCGUGAACCUGACGGUGGACGACAGAGAUGAUCCAGCCACAGGAGCUUGGAGAGCCAUAUACUCCAUCAUCAACGGAGAUCCCAACCAGAAUUUUGAAAUCCAGACCAACGUGGACAACAAUGAGGGCAUGCUAUUUGUGGUAAAGCCUCUGGACCAUGAAAGUGCAAUGUUUCACACUCUACUGAUAAAAGUAGAAAACGAAGACCCUCUGGUUCCUGACGUUGUGUACGGCCCCAGCUCUACGGCAACAGUUUACAUCACGGUUAUGGAUGUGAACGAAGGACCGGUGUUCUUCCCAGAUCCUCUGGUUGUCAUCAGGAGAGAGAACAUUCCCGUGGGCAGCUUUGUAGCCAUGCUCAACGCCACUGAUCCUGACUACCUCCAAUCUCAGAUUAUAAGGUUUGCUGUGUUGAGAGACCCGGCAGACUGGCUGAUCGUGAACCCAUUCAAAGGCAACGUCACCACCAGGGCCAUACUGGACCGCGAGUCACCCCACGUUCACAACAACCAGUACACUGCUCUCUUCAUUGCCACAGACAACGGCAGUCCACCCGCCACAGGUACAGGUACACUGGUAAUCACUUUGGAGGAUGAGAACGACAACGCCCCCUUCAUCUUCCCCUCAGUGGUGCGCAUGUGUGAGGACGCUAAAGACAUGAGCGUAGUGGUGAUCGGUGGACGAGACAAGGACAUUCCUCCUAAUACAGAUCCUUUCAAGUUCGAGCUUGGCAAACAGCCAGGCCUGGAGAAGACAUGGAAGAUCUCCAGGAUCAAUGACACUCACUCCCAGAUCAUGUUGCUGCACAGUCUUAAAAGGGCCAACUACAACCUGCCUCUGGUUCUGACCGACUCUGGCAUCCCUCCCAUUUCCAACAACACAGAGCUGAAAGUUCAGGUGUGCACCUGUAAGAAGAACAGAAUGGACUGCAGCAGUGCUGGCUCGGUCCAAACAAACCUCUCGCUGCUGCUUGGCCUGGUUCUGCUCUCCAUCCUCUGCUUGUAAAUUCUUUCUGUAGUCCUUUUGCAACACUGAAGAAAACCUUCUCUUCUCCACAUGUGAACAAGUCUGAAGAGAGAGAAGAGCUCUCCCCUCAAUACACAUUGCACCCUGUUCUCCUCUGUUUCUAAAUUUUGCUCUCCUCUUUUGGCCCUCUCUCUGUCUCCACCACUCCCCCAACCUUUUCACCGGGAACUCUGCCCCUCUGUCCUCUCCUCACUUGCACUGCACUUCCUGUCCUCUCAUUCUUCUGGAUUAUGUCAUGGAUGCCACCACCUCGAUGCUCUCUCUCACUGGAUAUGGAUAUAUUGGAUGGGGACAAAGCGAUUGGACAUUUUGAUGUACUUAAGUUUCCUCUGGUUCAAGACAACUGUAUUUGAUCUUGUUUACUAAUGUAAGGGAAGGACAGGAGGCCUGUUUAGUCUGCAGUGGUUGUGUUUUCUUAGGAAAGGGUAGUAUCCAGAAGCCUUUAAAUUCUAAAAAAUGUCUCUUGAGUCUCUAUUAGUUUUUGGUCCGAUUGCAUAGUUGUUAUGGUGUGGAACACGAUAUAUCUUUAUAGCAAUGUGUGAAAUGGUGUGGGGUGGGGGGUGGGGGGUAUGGGGGGUGUACACUAAAUAUAUUUUAUUUUUUACCAAUGUACAAAUAUAUUAAUUAACUUAUUUACUUUGACCGCAUAUUCUUUAUUGACCCCUCAUAGAACUGUAUGUUUUUGCAAAUUUUAGGGACUAUUUCUAAUGCUGUUGAUGGUUUUUCCAUUUUUUCAUUUAUAAGCUCCAGAUUUUGUGUGCAGUUCACUUGAAUCUUGAAACAGAUUCAAAGACAGAACCGAAUCAGUCUUGGGAUCCUUGUUUUUGAUGGUACGCCCUAAAUGAUUUGUUUUUUUGUUUUUUCCCCUUCCCCUUAAAUCGGUCAAAAAGCAAAGGAAGGCUAUUGAUUUAGUGUAUCUUUAUUUUAUUUUAAUUCUUUUUACUUUUUGCGCUUGUAAGAACACAAAAAAGAGACAAAAAAGGAUAAAUACAGGUGAAAACAUAGCAAAAGCAGAAUGUGUUUGUUGGUUUGUGUGAAUGACCCCAUAAGGUCUGAAAAUGCAAAGAAAAAGAUGACAUGGUGAAUGAGUUAUGUCUGUCUUUUGCACUAAUUUAAUAAAGCUGUUACUU